Messenger RNA from Hordeum vulgare subsp. vulgare (domesticated barley), 1283 nucleotides. Its product is annotated as lactoylglutathione lyase GLX1-like. The record is from RefSeq and is a predicted model, not a curated record. Gene Ontology annotation, molecular function: lactoylglutathione lyase activity; metal ion binding. The transcript is spliced from 9 exons. Bases 83 to 1123 code for a protein of 346 amino acids. Lineage: Eukaryota; Viridiplantae; Streptophyta; Magnoliopsida; Poales; Poaceae. Gene Ontology annotation, cellular component: cytoplasm.
AAUUAAGUGAGUGAGGAUAGAUAGCGCGAGAAAGCGGCACCAAACACCCAAGCACAGCGGGCGGCCCAGCUUCGCGACCACGAUGAGGGCUCUCCCCAUGGCCGUCAGCCGCGCCGCCGUCGCCUGCGCCACCCCGGCCUCCGGCGGCGCCGUCCCCCGGAGAUCCAUGCUCCUCUCCACGGCUGCCGCGGGCGCAGCGCUGCAGUCCGACCCCAUCCGGCUGACCGCGCCCAAGCUCAAGCUCCGCGCCUCCGCCGGGGCCGCGCAGGCCGCCGCCACCUCCUUCUCCAGCAACGACGAGGCCUUCGCCUGGGCCAAGAAGGACAACAGGAGGCUCCUCCACGUCGUCUACCGCGUCGGCGACAUCGACAGGACCAUCAAGUUCUACACCGAGUGCCUGGGCAUGAAGCUGCUGAGGAAGCGCGACAUACCCGAGGAGAAGUACACCAAUGCCUUCCUCGGAUACGGCCCCGAGGAAUCCAACUUCGCCGUCGAGCUCACCUACAACUACGGGGUUGACUCGUACGAUAUCGGAGCGGGGUUCGGUCAUUUCGGCAUCGCAACCGAUGAUGUGGCGAAAACAGUUGAAAUCGUAAGGGCCAAGGGAGGCAAGGUGACCAGGGAGCCUGGCCCUGUCAAGGGUGGCAAGACCGUGAUUGCGUUCAUCGAAGACCCUGACGGCUACAAGUUCGAGAUCCUAGAGAGGCCGGGGACUCCAGAGCCACUAUGCCAAGUGAUGCUUCGCGUCGGUGAUCUCGACCGAGCCAUAAGCUUCUACGAGAAGGCUUGUGGUAUGAAACUGCUCCGGAAGCGAGACAACCCUGAAUACAAGUAUACGGUGGCGAUGAUGGGGUACGGACCUGAAGACCAGAAUGCCGUUCUGGAGUUGACCUACAACUAUGGUGUCACUGAAUAUGACAAAGGGAAUGCCUAUGCUCAGAUCGCGAUAGGCACCGAUGAUGUCUACAAGACCGCCGAGGUGGUGAAGCUGUCCGGAGGGAAAGUGGUGCGGGAGGCAGGUCCCUUGCCCGGGCUCGGCACCAAGAUCACAGCCAUCCUAGACCCUGAUGGGUGGAAAUCGGUGUUUGUUGACAACGUUGACUUUGCCAAAGAACUGGAGUAACCAUGUACAACUUUGACUUUGUGAAAGAACCGUCAACCUCAACGCUUUACCUUUUUACCAUUUUUGUAAACAUGAACGCAUAGGCUUUGGGAGAAUUUUUUAUCUCUGAAUAACGACACAUGGAGGAGAGGACAAUGAGAGCCAACUCCAAUUUUAUGGA